AUGAUGAUCGAUUGGACAAGUGCAUUCAUCGUGCUGAGAAAUGUCAAGAUCGACAGAAACCGUGAAAAAGUUGAAGCAGUUCUGAAUUACCUUAGAAUACAGCAAUGUGGAAUGAAAUGCUUACUUUGUGAUUUCGAUCUAAACACUCAAGGAUUACUGUGCAAAAGAUGUUUUAGGCAUCUUCAUCCUGCACAGAUUGACUUAAAAAUGUCUAUAGUUGUUGAAUAUGCACUUUUGAUGCAUACAAUAGAACAAUCAGAUAAACUCACUGAAAUAUAUGCAAAUACAAAUGCAAAAGCAAUCAGUGAGAUAGAUGUCAAAAGAUUCGAGUUUCUGGGUGUGCCUAUCGACUGUACAUCAAAAGACUUCUAUAGAUUGUUUUUGAAUAUUGCUUUUACAGAUCUGACUCACACUGAGGAACUUAUUCUGGAAAACAUAAAGAUAAAAAUGCAUAGAUAUGCAAUAUAUAGAUGGAAGGCAUACAAGCAUAAGUCAAUUAUAGAUGCACUUGAUGUUCAGUAUAACACUGUGAAAUUGAAUUACUUAGUCAGCCUUAGAAAUCUUCAUAUUGAUGACGCAUGGCUCUUGAAAAAACAUCUACUGGAAAUUCAAAAGUAUAAGAACGAUUUAAUAGCAAUCAGCAAAACUAACCAACUAAGAAGAUGGAUGCAGUAA
Molecule: messenger RNA, 675 nt
Organism: Ordospora pajunii
Lineage: Eukaryota; Fungi; Microsporidia; Ordosporidae
Exons: 1
Coding region: 1-675 (224 amino acids)
Source: RefSeq, a predicted model, not a curated record